Dalotia coriaria is the source of this 1095-nucleotide messenger RNA. Its product is annotated as cytosol aminopeptidase-like. The coding region runs from base 132 to 1031 and encodes 299 amino acids. Gene Ontology annotation, biological process: proteolysis. Gene Ontology annotation, molecular function: metalloaminopeptidase activity; manganese ion binding. The record is from RefSeq and is a predicted model, not a curated record. The transcript has a single exon. Gene Ontology annotation, cellular component: cytoplasm. NCBI's taxonomy places the organism in Eukaryota, Metazoa, Arthropoda, Insecta, Coleoptera, Staphylinidae.
AACCUAUUAUACUAUGAUGUCACUGAAAACACAAAAAUUCUAAUUUGUGGAAUGUGGGUUGCAUAAAAGCAGUGGGGCAAAACAUCGCAAGGCAUUUAAAAGAAAAACCGGGGAAUAAACUGACACCCGCCAUGUUUGGCGCAUACGUACAAGAAUUAUUCGCGGAUGAUUCCAAUAUAAAAGUAGAAGUACACGAUAGAAAGUGGAUAGAACAGAAAAAAAUGGGUGCGUUUUUAUCUGUAGCAGCAGGGAGUCACGAAGAACCGAAAUUCAUCGAGAUAACCUACAAAAACGCCGACGACGCAUCUAAACCGUUUGUGUUUGUUGGUAAAGGAGUCACUUUUGACACCGGCGGCAUUUCACUGAAACCCUCCAAAGGUAUGCCGACAAUGCGCGCGGAUAUGGGCGGCGCUGCGUGUAUCAUCGGCGCAAUGCACGCCGUGUCAAAGAUGGCGCUGCAGAUCAACAUGAAAUGUCUAAUUCCGUGCACGGAUAACAUGCCAUCGAGUAAAGCCACGCGUCCCGGCGAUGUCGUCACCGCAAUGAAUGGAAAAACAAUCGCUGUGGAUAACACCGAUGCCGAAGGAAGACUUAUUUUAGCUGACGCGUUGUGUUACAGCGGUUGCUUCAAUCCGAAGUUUGUGAUUGACAUGGCGACGUUGACAGGUGCCAUUGGUGUUGCGCUGGGGAAAGGCGCAGUUGGAGUGUAUAGUAACACGCAUGCGCUGUAUGAUAUUCUACAGGAAGCAGGCGCACGCACAGGCGAUCGAGUAUGGCGCAUGCCACUGUGGAAGUUAUACACAAAACUCAUGACAGAUUGCACAGCGUAUGAUUUACAGAAUGUCGCUGAGGUAGGUGGCGGUAGUUGUACAGCCGCCGGGUUUCUUCGUGAAUUCGCACCGAAAGAUGUCGAUUGGAUGCAUAUUGACAUCGCGGGUGUCAUGGAUGGCGCGCAGCCAAUGAAAUACGUCAAGGGCAUGUCCGGACGACCAACACGCACUAUUAUAGAAUUCAUCGUUAUGAAUCAGUAGUAAUUUACCUCAAAUGUACGCUAUAUGAAUAACUUGUAUUAAAAUGUUAACGUUAAAAUAUUAA